AGUUUACAGGUCACAUAAAGCACUCACCACUGGUAAAGUUUCCCCUCCCCGUCGUCAUGUUAAAGGUGAUUUCCAGUGUCAGCGAGAUCUAUCAGAACAUCAUUCCCUGGAGGAGGUGAGACGAUAUUAGGAAGACUCUACAUUGAAACAGGUUUCUGUUGUCAGUGAUGUCAUAUCAGGCAGAAUCAAUGACGUCUCAGCCUCAAAUGACUGUAACCAGUUACACAGUUUCUCACUGGAGCUCUGACGUCUGUGACUGCUGUGAUGACUGCGGCAUCUGUCUGUGUGGGGCAUUUAUUCCUUGCAUCUUGGGUUGUAAGGUGGCACAGGAUAAUGGCGACAGCUGCUGUCUGCCCUUCCUACCUGGAGCUAUGGUUGCACUGAGGACCAGCAUCCGUGACCGAUAUCAUAUUAAUGGAUCUGUCUGUGAUGACUGGGUGAUCAUGACCUGCUGCUCUUUCUGUGGACUCUGUCAGCUGGCCCGAGAACAGAAGGCGAGAGGCUAAUUUGGAAACGAAGGGAAUGGAAUAAAUGAUUAAAAAAAAAACUAAAUUGAUGGAACUGAAUUUUUUAAUAUGAUUUGCUUUUUUUCCCCAAACUGUCUCAAAGUUUUAAAUGACCCUUCAACUAUGAAGUGUUAGAUUUGAUUUCAUUGAACCUUGCAUUAUAUUUUAUACAACAAACCAAACCCUUAUUAACUUUUUACAUCAAUCAGUCUACCUAAAUUUAGGGCAAUAUUAUUAUAAAAAAAAUCUGAUAAUUAUCAGUAUACAAAUAUGUAUUUACAGAAAGAUUUCUCUGCAUGACAAAUAAAAACAACAAGACUAGGCAAAACAGGACUAACUGCUUAUUGUCUGAUCUGACUUUGCUGGUUCCUCUUUCUAUUCCUGGGAGGAGAAACUCCUAUUUAAAA
Messenger RNA from Danio rerio (zebrafish), 913 nucleotides. Lineage: Eukaryota; Metazoa; Chordata; Actinopteri; Cypriniformes; Danionidae. The record is from RefSeq and is a predicted model, not a curated record.